This is a messenger RNA of Sorex araneus (European shrew), 2636 nucleotides long. RefSeq names its product protocadherin alpha-3-like. NCBI's taxonomy places the organism in Eukaryota, Metazoa, Chordata, Mammalia, Eulipotyphla, Soricidae. Gene Ontology annotation, molecular function: calcium ion binding. Gene Ontology annotation, biological process: homophilic cell-cell adhesion. The record is from RefSeq and is a predicted model, not a curated record. Gene Ontology annotation, cellular component: plasma membrane.
GUGAGAUUAUUUAAGAAGAGAAGAAUAAAGAACUAAAAUUAUUUUUAAACUUUGGAUUAUAAGGAGAGAUACCAAUAUUUGGAAAAGGCUUGCGAUGGUGCUUAUCUGGAGAAAAGGUGUGGGAAUCCAGCGACUAGUGCUCUCGCUUCUUCUCCUCGCAUCCUGGGAGGCAGGGAGCGGCCAGCUCCACUACUCGAUCCCCGAGGAGGCCAAACACGGCACGUUCGUGGGCCGCAUCGCCCAGGACCUGGGGCUGGAGCUGGCGGAGCUGGUGCCGCGCCUGUUCCGGGUGGCGUCCAAGGACCGCGCGGACCUGCUGGAGGUAAACCUGCAGAAUGGCAUUUUGUUUGUGAAUUCUCGGAUCGACCGCGAGGAGCUGUGCGGGCGGAGCGCGGAGUGCAGCCUCCACUUGGAGGUGAUCGUGGACCGGCCGCUGCAGGUUUUCCAUGUGGAGGUGGAGGUGAAGGACAUUAAUGACAAUCCGCCGGUUUUUCCAAUGGCUGUAAAAAAAUUGUUUAUUUCUGAAUCCCGGCCGCCUGGCUCUCGGAUUCCGCUAGAGGGCGCAUCGGAUGCAGAUACUGGCGUGAAUUCACUGUUGACUUACAGUCUUAACUCUAAUGAAUAUUUCACCUUGGAUGUUAAAAAAAAUGAAGCCGAAAUUAAAUCUCUGGGGCUUGUGUUAAAAAAGGCUUUAAAUCGAGAGGACACUCCUGAGUACCACUUAGUAAUAACUGCAGUUGAUGGUGGAAAACCAGAACUCACGGGGACAACUCAGCUCAGGAUCACAGUUCUAGAUGUAAACGACAACGCCCCGGAGUUUGAGAGGACAGUUUACAAAGUCAGACUGUUUGAGAAUGCACCAAACGGUACUGUAGCGGUGAUGGUUAAUGCCUCUGACUUAGAUGAAGGCGUUAAUAAGGACAUUGUAUAUUCCUUCAAUACAGACAUGUCAGCGGAUACCCUGUCAAAAUUCCACUUAGACCCUGUGAGUGGAUAUAUCACUGUAAAGGGUAACAUAGAUUUCGAGGAAACUAAGUUAUAUGAGAUCCAGGUAGAAGCGACAGAUAAAGGAAAUCCUCCAAUGGCAGGUCACUGUACUGUUCUAGUGGAAGUUUUGGAUACUAAUGAUAAUGUCCCCGAGUUGGUUACCAAAUCACUAUCAUUACCUGUAUCAGAAGACGCCCCUCCAGGUACUGUUAUCGCCUUGAUCAGUGUCUCAGACCAUGACUCCGGUGCUAACGGACAAGUCACCUGCUCUCUAACACCCCAUGUUCCCUUCAAAUUGGUGUCCACCUUCAAAAACUACUAUUCCUUGGUGCUGGACAGCGCACUGGACCGUGAGAGUGUGUCCAACUACCAGGUGGUGGUGACCGCGCGCGACGGGGGCUCGCCCCCGCUGUGGGCCACCGCCAGCGUGGCUGUGGAAGUGUCGGACGUGAACGACAACGCGCCCACGUUCGCGCAGCUCGAGUACACGGUGUUCGUGAAGGAGAACAACGCGCCCGGCUGCCACAUCUUCACGGUGUCCGCGCGCGACGCCGACGCGCAGGAGAACGCGCGCGUGUCGUACUCGCUGGUGGAGCGGCGCGUGGGCGAGCGGCUGCUGUCGAGCUACGUGUCGGUGCACGCGGAGAGCGGCAAGGUGUUCGCGCUGCAGCCCCUGGACCACGAGGAGCUGGAGCUGCUGCGCUUCCAGGUGAGCGCGCGCGACGCGGGCGUGCCGCCGCUGGGCAGCAACGUGACGCUGCAGGUGUUCGUGCUGGACGACAACGACAACGCGCCCGCGCUGCUGCCCACGGGCGCGGGCGCGGGCGUGCUGGGGGCCGCGCGCAGCGAGCUGGUGGCGCGCUCGGUGGGCGCGGGCCACGUGGUGGCGAAGGUGCGCGCCGUGGACGCCGACUCGGGCUACAACGCAUGGCUGUCGUACGAGCUGGCGCCGGCGGCGGGCGGCGCGCGCAGCCCGUUCCGCGUGGGGCUGUACACGGGCGAGAUCAGCACGACGCGCGGCCUGGAUGAGGCGGACGCGGCGCGCCAGCGCCUGCUGGUGCUGGUGAAGGACCACGGCGAGCCGGCGCUCACGGCCACGGCCACCGUGCUGCUGUCGCUGGUGGAGAGCGGCCAGGCGCCCAAGGCGUCGUCGCGGGCGGCGUUGGCGGGCGCGGCGGCGGCGGGCGGCGGCGCGGCGCUGGUGGACGUGAACGUGUACCUGAUCGUGGCCAUCUGCGCCGUGUCCAGCCUGCUGGUGCUCACGCUGCUGCUGUACACGGCGCUGCGCUGCUCGUCGCCGGCCCGCGAGGCGGCGUGCGCGGCGGGGAAGCCGGCGCUGGUGCUGCCGAGCGCGGUGGGGAGUUGGUCGCACUCUCAGCAGAGGCGGCAGAGGUGUGCUCGGGGGAAGGGCCGCCCAAGACAGACCUCAUGGCCUUCAGCCCCAGCCUACCUCAGGGUCCAGUUGGUGGAGACGAAGGAGAGCAGCUAAAUGUGGAUGCCCAUUCUUCCCCCAAACCGCGGCAGCCCAACCCUGACUGGCGUUACUCUGCGUCCCUGAGAGCCGGCAUGCACAGCUCUGUGCACCUGGAGGAGGCUGGCAUUCUACGGGCUGGGCCGGGUGGCCCCGACCAGCAGUGGCCAACGGUCUC